This is a messenger RNA of Rana temporaria (common frog), 3687 nucleotides long. It is a transcript of the gene ARHGAP12, whose product is annotated as Rho GTPase activating protein 12. The transcript is spliced from 19 exons. Gene Ontology annotation, molecular function: protein binding. Gene Ontology annotation, cellular component: cytoplasm. The coding region runs from base 216 to 2777 and encodes 853 amino acids. The record is from RefSeq and is a predicted model, not a curated record. NCBI's taxonomy places the organism in Eukaryota, Metazoa, Chordata, Amphibia, Anura, Ranidae. Gene Ontology annotation, biological process: regulation of GTPase activity; signal transduction.
UGACACGGCGGUCGGGGGCGUGCUGCCUGUAGUCUGAGGCGGCUGCGUGUUGACUUCCUCAUAGUGGUCAGUGUGGCGGGCGACCGCAGUCUGUGUCCGCGGGGAGCUUUCUAGGAGUCCGGCUUCCUCCGGGGUCACUGGCAGAGCAGGCGAAUUUUCGGCACGCUGUCAUAAUGUUCUCCGUUCUUCUAAAGAGGUGAUAAGCAUCAUUGAAAAUGGCUGACAAGAGCGGGAGGCCCACGCCUGGGCCAGUGUACAUUGAGGUAGAAUACGAUUAUGAAUAUGAAUACAAGAGCAAAAGAAUUGUUAUAAAGCAGGGUGAGCGGUAUAUUUUAAUGAAAAAAUCCAAUGAAGACUGGUGGCAGGUGAGAAUGGAUGAAAACGCGAGACCCUUGUAUGUACCAGCUCAGUAUGUGAAGGAAGUGGGCAGGAAGGCGUUAAUGCCGCCCGUCAAACCGGGCAUCCUGCCCAACAGUCCUCUGAAAGUCACACAAGGAUUACAGAGAUCGAUGGAGAAUAUCAAUAAAUCCCCAGAACUCACCAGUUUUGGGAAAACCCCCUCAAUUCGAGAUGCCAACCAGAACUUUGGGCCUGGCAGUAGCCCAGGCCAGACGAGAGGACUGACUUUAGACCUUGUACAUAACAAUGGCAAGUUAUGUACUGACUUGCAUUCGCCAAAGGCCACCAGCAGGAGUCCUUCUGCCUUGCACUUUCCUGGUCCAGAAAUGAUGGAAAUCGAAAAGACCAGCUUCACAAAUGAUCACUCGGAUUCGGCUGGGGAAAACUCGGAAAAACUUCUUGCAGAUUCAGAAUCUGGAGAUGAGCUGAGUAGCAGCUCGACGGAACAACUUCAGUUUUCUGUUUCUCCUGCUCCUGUGAGAUCUGACUCUCCUGUAUAUGCAAACCUACAAGAACUGAAGAUUUCUCAGUCCAAUCUACCCCCACAGCCCAACACUGCCCCUGUCCAAAUUACAGGGGAGUGGGAAACGCACAAAGAUAGCACUGGACGGUUCUAUUAUUUUAAUAAAGCUACACAAGAACGAACCUGGAAACCGCCACGCGGCAGCACAAAAGAGCCAAGUAGGGGAGAGUCAGUGAUUCAAACCGAUCAUGAGCAACUUUCAUCUGAAGAAAAUUUUCACAACACACAUGAAAACCAAUCAGAUAUUCAAUACGGUUCUCCUCCCAAGGGCUGGUCAGAAGAAUUGGAUCCGCAUGGCCAUACCUUCUUUAUUAAUGACCAAACCAAUGAGAAGUGGAUAAAACACGUGGAUGAGCAAGGGAGGCCAUAUUACUACAGUGCAGAUGGGUCACGCUCUGAGUGGGAGCUGCCAAAGUGCAACACCUUGGCACCACCUCAUCCGAGAGAAAUCACUAAAAGUCGGAGUCUUGAUAGAAAGUUCCAGGAUCCGAUCGUUUUAACAAAGUGGCGACACAGCACAUAUCUACUGGAGGCCAAUGAUAAGUUACUUAUCAAGCAAAAGCGUAAUUCCACAGAGUGUUAUAUGCCUAUCCCUGGUUUUUUGACUCUCACAGAAAAAGAAACAACGCCAUCCAAACAUUUCCCAGAGGUUGAGACCUCCCCAUCUUCUCCAAAGCACCAGUCCUCGGAUCAAGAAAAGUAUGGAGUGUUAAACGUGACUAAAAUCACAGAGAACGGGAAGAAAAUUAGGAAGAACUGGACAUCAUCAUGGGCUGUACUGCAAGGCUCCUCCAUAUUGUUUCAAGGCACUGGAGCUAGCUGGAAAUUUGGAGGCAACCAGUCUAAACCAGAAUUUACGGUUGAUCUUAAAGGAGCCUCAGUGGACUGGGCGACAAGGGAUAAAUCUAGCAAAAAGAAUGUCAUAGAGGUUAAAACCAACUCCGGAACAGAGAUACUGAUACAAUCUGAUAAUGACAAUAUGAUCAAAGAAUGGUACACAGCACUUUGUAACACUAUUGGUGUUACGAUUACAGAGUCGGAGGAAACCAGUGAUGAUAAUGUGCCCGAUUCUCCAGUGGAGAAACAAGGGAAAGACAAGCAUGACAAAGAAAAGGAUCACGAGAAAGAUUCCAAAAAGAAUCGAUCUAUUAAACAAACGACCAGUAUUGAUAACACUGAACAGAAAAAGACCAAAACGAAGUUAAAGAAGUUUCUUAUCCGGCGGCCAACGUUACAAGCUGUCCGUGAAAAGGGCUACAUCAAAGACCAAGUUUUUGGCUCCAGCCUUGCUGGUCUUUGUCAGAGAGAAAACACUACUGUGCCAAACUUUGUUAAGAUGUGCAUUGACCAUAUUGAAGAACAUGGACUGGAUGUAGAUGGAUUAUACAGAGUCAGCGGGAACCUUGCUGUGAUACAAAAGCUCCGCUUUGCAGUCACACAUGAUGAGAAACUGGACUUGAAUGACAGUAAAUGGGAAGAUAUCCAUGUCAUUACGGGUGCAUUGAAGAUGUACUUCAGAGAACUGCCCGAGCCCCUUUUUACCUUCAACUACUUCAAUGACUUUGUGAAUGCCAUCAAACAAGAACCUAAACUUCGUGUUCCAGCUGUCAGAGAUUUAAUUAAGCAGUUGCCAAAGCCCAACCAAGACACAAUGCAGGCGCUCUUCAAGCAUCUUAAACACGUUGUGGAAAUUGGAGAUAAAAACAGAAUGAAUUUUCAAAGUUUAGCAAUAGUAUUCGGUCCAACUUUGUUAAAGCCGGAAAACGAAACUGGUAAUAUAGCCAUCCACACGGUAUACCAGAGUCAAAUAGUAGAGCUGAUUCUAAUGGAAUAUAACUCGAUCUUUGGCCGCUGAGCCAUCAUCUCUGACAGCCACUGAACGACCAUCUCAGCCAGAAGGACACAACCACCUUUUUGCGUUUUUUUUAUUUUUUGUCUAUCUUGGACCAAAACUACCUUUUUGGGUUUCUUUUUGCACUUCUGUGAAGAUGAUUGGAAAGCGCUGGUGUUGAAAUGUUUUGGCCUACAUAUCUCUUCUCAAUUCUCCAUUGACUGUUUUAUGAUCUUUUGGGGGUUUUACAUUCGCAUCCUUUUUUUUUUUUUCUUAACAGAACUGCAAGUCUAACAAAGACACUGGAUUUACUGGAGAUUAAAACUACUAAUAUGCCAUAGAUAUGAACCUUUAACCACUGUCACUUGUCCUGAAGUGUUUGAAGCUGAUCUUUGUACUUGCUGUUGAACCAUUUGAAGUUCAGUUUAUUUUUUCUAGUGAAAAUGCAUCUGGUAUGUGUUGUUGGGAGCAGACAGUGGCUUCUUGUGCAGAUAUACAGCAAAAUGGUCAAAAGAACAUCUGACAAAUGCCUGGUUCUGCACAGAGAAUUGUGACAGCAUUGUGUUCUAUUCCUUCUCAUGCUCUCCCUGCUGGAAAAAUUGAGCUUCUGUUUUCUCGACCUUGCAGAGCUGUACACUGGUGUUCAAUAUUAUUUAAGCCACCAAAUCAUAUUCUGGACUUUUUUUUUUUUAUCAGUGCAUUCUCUCUGACUGAAUUUGAUUGUGUGUGUAAGUCAUAUAAUCAUAGUAUUCUAUGAAAUUGCUAACUGUGUGCUAACCUGCAGCUAGAAGAUUCCAUUGAGCGCUGAUACUGUAUACUGUGGUCAUGCUAAUUCUGUGGUAUUAAAAUAUUAUUAUACUUAUUAUGUAAAUAGAAGCCAAAGGGCAGCAUAGACUUUGGCGUACUGUAUAUAAAGAAAGCUGUAUAGUCAUAA